CUGAAUUCUGAUAAGAGUGCUGAAUACCGCCAGCAAGAAGAAGAACCAUAGUGUUUUUGGCAGAAGGUCAACCUAAGGUUAUCCGUCGACUUGGCGAUAGUCCGCAGAUUGCAGAGCGAACGUCUCCGUGGAAUUUUCUUAUUUUCUGAAGUGGUUGCAACUGUUCCAAAAUGGGCCGAAAAUUCUGCGUUGGAGGUAACUGGAAAAUGAACGGCAGCAAGGCUGCCAUUGCGGACAUCUGCAAGUUCCUCACCGCUGGACCAUUGGACCCCAAUGCUGAGGUCGUCGUGGGAUGCCCAGCCCCUUACAUAUCGUACGCCCGCGGUCUGUUGCCCGCCAACGUCUCCGUUGCCGGACAAAAUUGCUACAAAGUUGAAAAGGGAGCCUUUACUGGGGAAGUGUCCCCUGCUAUGUUGAAGGACGUGGGGGCUGACUGGGUCAUCAUUGGGCACUCCGAACGUCGUCAGAUCUUCGGCGAAUCUGAUCAGUUGAUCGGCGAGAAGUGCGCACACGCUUUGGAACAAGGUUUGAAGGUCAUCGCUUGCAUUGGCGAGACCUUGCAAGAACGCGAGGCUGGAAAGACCGAAGAAGUUGUUUUCCGGCAGACAAAGGUCAUCUCUGAAUUCGUGAAGGAUUGGACCAACGUCGUGAUUGCCUACGAGCCCGUUUGGGCCAUUGGAACCGGAAAAACGGCCACACCUCAGCAGGCACAAGAUGUCCACGCCUCUCUCCGUAAAUGGAUUGCUGAAAAUAUUUCACCAGAAGUUGCAGCGGCCGUUCGUAUCCAAUACGGAGGCUCGGUGACGGCAGCUAACUGCAAGGACUUGGGAUCACAGCCUGAUAUCGAUGGAUUUUUGGUCGGCGGAGCUUCGCUCAAGCCCGAAUUCGUACAAAUCGUCAAUGCUAGGGCGUAGAGUGAGCGUGCCUGGGCUGGACUCUGUCACUGCCGCGAUAGGUCGUUAUCUGAUGUGAAAAUAAAAACAAAAAAAAAGUGAUUUCUCUCAAUGAUCAUCCCAAGGGGAAGAAGAAAAGUUAAAUCAUGUUAAGACGAAACUCAUUUAUAAUUUAUAUAUUCUGUGGUUUUCCUGCUGUUACAAUAAAAGAUAGCUUAAUUU
Molecule: messenger RNA, 1115 nt
Organism: Hermetia illucens (black soldier fly)
Lineage: Eukaryota; Metazoa; Arthropoda; Insecta; Diptera; Stratiomyidae
Gene: Tpi
Product: triosephosphate isomerase
Exons: 3
Coding region: 171-914 (247 amino acids)
Biological process (GO): gluconeogenesis; glyceraldehyde-3-phosphate biosynthetic process; glycolytic process
Cellular component (GO): cytosol
Molecular function (GO): triose-phosphate isomerase activity
Source: RefSeq, a predicted model, not a curated record